AUGUCAGUGAAUCGCAAAAUUCAAUACCCGACCGCUGGUUUACGCGUGAUCCAAAGUGAUUACACGGUCUAUUGGUUCACAGUCGAGUUCGGAUUGUGUCGUGAGGCCGACGGGAUCAAGGCGUUAGGAGCUGGGAUAAUGUCAUCCUAUGGGGAAUUGGAAAACGCGUUCAGUGAGAAGUCGGAGAAACGUCCAUUCGUGCCCAAUAUUACGGCAAUUCAACCGUAUGAUGAUGUGGGCUAUCAGCUGGUGUACUUUGUGUGCGAAUCCAUUGAACGUAUGGAACAACAAUUCAGGCAAGUAGGAACAAUUCCAGGAGUCAAUGACGUGUUGUUAUUCAACAUGAUUUACCUGAAGGUUUUGCUACCAUUGGUAGCUUAG
Echinostoma caproni is the source of this 381-nucleotide messenger RNA. The record is from the annotation of a GenBank genome assembly. Lineage: Eukaryota; Metazoa; Platyhelminthes; Trematoda; Plagiorchiida; Echinostomatidae.